AUGAAGUCGACUCUUACUCUCACUGCCCUCGGCGCACUUGCCGCUUUCAUUUCCAUCUCACCAGCCGCUGUAGAUGCCUCGUCGGCAAGGCACAGCAACAGGGCAUUGGCAGGCCACAAGCACAACCUGCAGAAGAGGUCAUACUCGGGGCAGGCAACUUGGUACGACACCGAGACUGGAAACCAGGGCUCGUGCGGUCAAUACCUGAGCAACAGCGGCUACACCGUCGCUGUCAACUCCGGACAGUACACCGACGCAUGGUGUGGAAAGACGAUCACCAUCAGUGCCAACGGCAAAACUCACACCGCCACGAUUCAGGACGAAUGCCCAGAGAGCGCCCAGACCUGUCAUUACGGUGCCCUGGACAUGAGUCCCGCUCUGUUCGACUACUUCUACUCGGCAGGCACGGGAGUGUUCCAAAUGGAGUGGUGGUUCGGGGGUGAUUCCAGUGGAGGAAGCAGCUCGAGCUCGGGCAGCAGUAACAAUAACAACAAUAACAACAACAACAGUGGCAAUGACAACAGCGGUAGCAGCCACAGCAGCAGCAACAGCAACAAUGAUGAUGACGAUGCCGCUGCAGCAAAAUCAGCCAAGGCUAGCGCGUCACGAGUAAGUGUACCCACGUAG
This is a messenger RNA of Microstroma glucosiphilum, 627 nucleotides long. RefSeq lists its product as hypothetical. The record is from RefSeq and is a predicted model, not a curated record. The transcript has 2 exons. The coding region runs from base 1 to 627 and encodes 208 amino acids. Lineage: Eukaryota; Fungi; Basidiomycota; Exobasidiomycetes; Microstromatales; Microstromataceae.